Ailuropoda melanoleuca (giant panda) is the source of this 1959-nucleotide messenger RNA. RefSeq names its product nodal growth differentiation factor (gene NODAL). Gene Ontology annotation, molecular function: cytokine activity; growth factor activity. The record is from RefSeq and is a predicted model, not a curated record. The transcript is spliced from 3 exons. NCBI's taxonomy places the organism in Eukaryota, Metazoa, Chordata, Mammalia, Carnivora, Ursidae. Gene Ontology annotation, cellular component: extracellular region. The coding region runs from base 1315 to 1959 and encodes 214 amino acids.
GAUAAAAGCCUUUAACUCCCAGCGCAGGUGGCCAGGAGUUGCUACGGGUCCCACCUAAUCCCCAGGUGGCUAGGGGGUGCUGUGGUGGGCAAGCAGGAAUGCCAGCCUCCUCCCCACACCUCUGGGGAGAGUUGCUAGCCAGGGGCCGGUUAUUGCCCCCUGCAGGUGCUAAUGAGGAGGCAAGUGGAAAUUGAGUGAAAAAGAGCCUCUGGAGAUGGGCUGGGAGAAGCUGCCAGGAGGCUGAAGCUGGGAACUGCCUCCUUGUAAUGCACGUUGAUCUCAGAGAAAUUCACUUACCAUCUGACCAAAGAUGAUCUAUGAGACCCUUAAAAAAAAAACCAAAACCUGUCAUGUGGUCUGCCCAGAGCGGACCUAGAUCGGAGACCAUCACCACCCUUGAGAUCGAUUCACGAAAGUGUUAGUGUUUUUAUUCUAAGGGAUGAUCCCUGACUUUGAUUUAGCAACAAGCGUUCAAACCUUUUUAUUUCCACGUGGGCUGGUGAGAUGGCAGGGAUGGGUAGGGCAUGACCCUUCCCAUUGCAAAGAAGAGGAAACUGGGCUUGAAAAAAGUUAAAGGUCACUUUUAGGUGACCUGAAAAUCCACAAAAACAUGCUAUUCCCAGACAUCGGACCAAAUUAGUCCAGGACUAAAAUGAAUGGAAUGUGCUUCCCCAUUCCUUUUCAUCCAGUUUGGGUGGAGUUGUGUUGGGGAGGGGGUGGAACAGGGCCAGGGGCUGUGCGUGUGCUAGCUGUGCCCGCCCCAGAUGUGGGAAUGCCCCGCAGCAGCCAGGGGGUGAUAAGCACCCUGCAGGUAGAUGAGAAAGCCCGCAGGGUGGAAAAGUCCCAGGUCAGUGCAAACUCACGCUUAGAAUGCCUGUAGGAGCCUAUGCGUCAGGUUGUCAAGAACUCCUGAAGCUUCUGCCUCCUUCGUUAGGAAGGGGUGGAGCAGAGUGUGGCCAGUCCUGGGCUUCUGCUGCCUGUGCCUCCCUGAGCCCGCCAAGUCUGGCCUUUCCAUGAUGUGCGUAUCAACGUCAUGUGCCCAGGAGAUGGGCCGCCCUUUCCAAUGAGAAAACGGAGUCUGGGACAGUGACUUGCCCAGGGUCACAGGAUGUGGAGGUGGAUGGGCAGAACUGGACCUUUGCCUUUGACUUCUCCUUCCUGAGCCAAGUGGAGGAGCUGGUGUGGGCCGAGCUCCGGCUGCAGCUGUCUGGCCCUGUGGACCUGCCCCCCAGCGUGCCACUGUCCGUCGAGAUUCUCCACCAGCUAAAGCCGGAUGCGGAGCAGGACCCAGCGGACUGCCGGGAGCGUCUUCGGAUGGACCUGUUCGCUGUCCCCCUGUCCCAGGUUACCUUUGCCUCAGGCAGCAUGGUCCUGGAGGUGACCAGGCCACUCUCCAAGUGGCUGAAGCACCCCGGGGAGCCAGAGGCGCAGAUGUCCGGUUUGGCUGGAGAGUGUCAGCAGCGGCCUCCCCCGCCGCCUGUCACUAGCGUGCUCCUCGUGCUCUACUCCAACCUCUCCCCAGAGCAGAGGCGGCUGGGCGGCUCCACCUUGCUGUGGGAGGCUGAGAGCUCGUGGCGGGCCCGGGAGGGACAGCUGUCCCAGGAGAGGGGCAGGCGGCACCGUCGACACCACUUGCCGGACAGAAGCCAGCUGUGUCGGAAGGUCAAGUUCCAGGUGGACUUCAACCUCAUUGGAUGGGGCUCCUGGAUCAUCUACCCCAAGCAGUACAAUGCCUACCGCUGCGAGGGCGAGUGUCCUAACCCCGUGGGGGAGGAGUUCCAUCCCACCAACCACGCGUACAUCCAGAGUCUCCUGAAACGAUACCAGCCCCACCGAGUCCCUUCCACCUGCUGUGCCCCCGUGAAGACCAAGCCGCUGAGCAUGUUGUAUGUGGACAAUGGCCGAGUCCUCCUAGACCAUCAUAAAGACAUGAUUGUGGAAGAAUGCGGGUGCCUUUGA